Cuscuta epithymum is the source of this 3768-nucleotide messenger RNA. The record is from the annotation of a GenBank genome assembly. NCBI's taxonomy places the organism in Eukaryota, Viridiplantae, Streptophyta, Magnoliopsida, Solanales, Convolvulaceae.
GAAGCCGCAGAGCUGUACAAACGUGGCAAACGCUGAAUUCAAUAUGUUUGACAGGAAGCCGCAGAGCUGUACACGUCGAUUAUUGCUAUUCCUACAUCGCACGUCCGUGUUACCGGCCGUCGUCAUCUUACUACUCCUGUGCUUCACCGUCUGCUCUGCUCCAUCGGAAACCAAAAUGGGAAAUACAUGCAAAAAUGUCUGGAAUAUAUCAUACCAACAUGCUCGGGCUCAGUCCCGGACCCUUAGUUCUACUAGCGGGAAGAUGGAUCCUAGAAAUAAAGGUGAAUGUUUGGAGAGGGAAAACAACGUUUCAGCUUGCGAAUGUGGGUUUGCAUUAUUGGACUCUUGCUUCUUUAGUGACAAAAAGAUGCUUGAGAUUGAAAAGGGUGCAAAGGAAUUAAAUACUCCUAUCAUACGAGCCAACCGGGAGUUAGUUGCAUCUGUCAAUGGAGGGUUGCAUAAUCCAUCUCCUUUGGUUUUCAAUGCUGCUUGGAGUGACCUACAUUUGCAGCACAUGACAACAAGUAGAUUUUCUUAUCCGUCUCCCUCUGAUGUACAAAGGCCGGAAAAUGACGAAGAUAUUGCCUUUAUGAGUGUGCUCUUCAUGGGAUUCCUUAUGGUUUGAAGGAUAUUAUUUCAGUCCCUCAGUACAAGACAACAUGGGGAUCCAAAACUUAUAUUAAUCAGACUCUUGAUAUUGAAGCAUGGGUUUAUAAAAGGUUAAGAUCUGCUGGGGCAGUGCUUGUAGCAAAGCUGGUCACAGGAUCAUUAGCAUACGAUGACAUCUGGUUCGGUGGAAGGACAAGAAACCCAUGGAAUAUUCAUGAAUUUUCCACCGGGUCCUGCUUGCACCUCUGCAGGUUUAGUACCAUUUGCAAUUGGUUCAGAAACAGCGGGGUCCAUUACCUAUCCUGCUUCCCGUUGUGGUGUCACUGCCAUUCGUCCUUCUUUUGGAUCGGUCGGUCGAACUGGAGUUAUGAGCAUAUCCGAGAGCCUGGACAAAUUAGGCCCUUUCUGUCGAGAUGCUGCAGAUUGUGCGAUCAUUUUGGAUGCAAUCCGGGGUAAGGACCCUAAUGAUCCGUCGUCCAGGGAUAUUCCACUGUCUGAUCCAUUUUUGGUUGAUGUCAAGAUGCUCACUGUUGGGUAUCUAAAGGAUGCUGAUAUGGAGGUUGUUGAUGUACUUUUGACAAAAGGAGUCAAAAUGAUUCCAUUCGAACUAAACUACACUGUUGAGUCAGCACAAGGCAUACUUAAUUUUACAAUGGAUGUUGAUAUGCUGUCUCAUUUCGAUGAAUGGCAGCGAUCAAACAAGGAUGAUGAGUAUGAGGCUCAUGACCAGUGGCCCCUUGAGCUUCAGCGAGCACGAGUUAUAUCUGCAGUGGAUUAUAUUCAGGAAGCCGCAGAGCUGUACAAACGUGGCAAACGCUGAAUUCAAUAUGUUUGACAGGAAGCCGCAGAGCUGUACACGUCGAUUAUUGCUAUUCCUACAUCGCACGUCCGUGUUACCGGCCGUCGUCAUCUUACUACUCCUGUGCUUCACCGUCUGCUCUGCUCCAUCGGAAACCAAAAUGGGAAAUACAUGCAAAAAUGUCUGGAAUAUAUCAUACCAACAUGCUCGGGCUCAGUCCCGGACCCUUAGUUCUACUAGCGGGAAGAUGGAUCCUAGAAAUAAAGGUGAAUGUUUGGAGAGGGAAAACAACGUUUCAGCUUGCGAAUGUGGGUUUGCAUUAUUGGACUCUUGCUUCUUUAGUGACAAAAAGAUGCUUGAGAUUGAAAAGGGUGCAAAGGAAUUAAAUACUCCUAUCAUACGAGCCAACCGGGAGUUAGUUGCAUCUGUCAAUGGAGGGUUGCAUAAUCCAUCUCCUUUGGUUUUCAAUGCUGCUUGGAGUGACCUACAUUUGCAGCACAUGACAACAAGUAGAUUUUCUUAUCCGUCUCCCUCUGAUGUACAAAGGCCGGAAAAUGACGAAGAUAUUGCCUUUAUGAGUAUUCCGGAAUUGGGGGAACUCAUUAAAACAAAACAAGUUACAUCCGUGGAGCUUACUGGUAUCUUUUUGAAACGAUUAAAGAGGUAUGGUCCUGUCUUGGAAUCUGUGAUCACACUUACCAAAGAAUUAGCAUAUCAACAAGCUAAAGUGGCAGAUCAGCUGCUUGCAAAAGGAGAAUAUUUGGGUGCUCUUCAUGGGAUUCCUUAUGGUUUGAAGGAUAUUAUUUCAGUCCCUCAGUACAAGACAACAUGGGGAUCCAAAACUUAUAUUAAUCAGACUCUUGAUAUUGAAGCAUGGGUUUAUAAAAGGUUAAGAUCUGCUGGGGCAGUGCUUGUAGCAAAGCUGGUCACAGGAUCAUUAGCAUACGAUGACAUCUGGUUCGGUGGAAGGACAAGAAACCCAUGGAAUAUUCAUGAAUUUUCCACCGGUUCAUCAGCGGGACCCGCUGCUUGCACCUCUGCAGGUUUAGUACCAUUUGCAAUUGGUUCAGAAACAGCGGGGUCCAUUACCUAUCCUGCUUCCCGUUGUGGUGUCACUGCCAUUCGUCCUUCUUUUGGAUCGGUCGGUCGAACUGGAGUUAUGAGCAUAUCCGAGAGCCUGGACAAAUUAGGCCCUUUCUGUCGAGAUGCUGCAGAUUGUGCGAUCAUUUUGGAUGCAAUCCGGGGUAAGGACCCUAAUGAUCCGUCGUCCAGGGAUAUUCCACUGUCUGAUCCAUUUUUGGUUGAUGUCAAGAUGCUCACUGUUGGGUAUCUAAAGGAUGCUGAUAUGGAGGUUGUUGAUGUACUUUUGACAAAAGGAGUCAAAAUGAUUCCAUUCGAACUAAACUACACUGUUGAGUCAGCACAAGGCAUACUUAAUUUUACAAUGGAUGUUGAUAUGCUGUCUCAUUUCGAUGAAUGGCAGCGAUCAAACAAGGAUGAUGAGUAUGAGGCUCAUGACCAGUGGCCCCUUGAGCUUCAGCGAGCACGAGUUAUAUCUGCAGUGGAUUAUAUUCAGGCACAAAGAGCUAGAUGGAAAUUGAUUCAGGAAGUGAAAGAGAGUUUCAAAGUGGAUGCUUUAAUUGGAAAUGCAACUGAUUGGGAGAAAGUGUGUGUCGGAAAUCUCGUGGGCAUGCCUGUGGUUGUUGUCCCAACUGGGUUUAAGAAGAUAUCUAGUUCACCUUUGAAUGAUACUCCGCGAAGAACUACAAUCACCACUGGCAUUUAUGCUCCACCUGACCAUGACCAUAUUGCAUUGGCAUUAGCAAUAGCUUACCAGAGUGUCACUGAUCAUCACAAGCGACGUCCACCGAUAGAUCAUCUUGGACCAAAUGACGUCGUCCCCAGUCCACCUUCACCCCCUAUCCCGGCACGACAAUUGCGUGCCUAUUAGGUCCAACUAUGUUGUUGAUAGGUAAUCCUAUCCAUAUACCAAGGUUAAACAUGGGUUGGUCUUACUAUUGUUGCACCUAUCAUAUGAAUAUUAAGAAGUGUUUUGACUCUAUGGGCCUCACAAUAUUGUUUACAAGCUUUUGUGGCAUUUUUUGGAUGGGAAGACAAGCAAAGCAUGAUAAUGAUACGCUAAGGCUAAAAUAAAGAGGAUGAGUAAUUUAAUCAUGCACACAAUGUUUUUUUCAAUUUUGUUCUUUAGGUUAUUACAUAAAGUUUCCAUCUUUUCAAUGGAGCCCUAAGAUUCACUAUUUUUUGACUUGGCAAUAGGAUGAAAUAAAGUAAAAUGGUUCACUAAACUAUCUGCAUAUUUUUGUUCUUGCAAUUUUCGACACGAUUUUGAUCAUGUGUCA